AUGACCCAAAUAGAAGUUAUAGAAGGUGAAAAACAUGAAAGAGAAAUCUUCACGUUAGAAGAAGACGUUCAAAUCUGGGAAUUCCUUCAUCGUUUCGCUUACGAUGAAGCAGAGCAGAUUGCAGAGAAGUUUACAGAACCGCAUCCGAAUCAAUGCAGGAAACUCUGGAGAACGUUCAUUAGAGAAACUGAUUCCCGACGAUCAGUACCGGUUCUGUGUACGAGAUACCGAAAAAUGACGAAAAAUCUGCACAAAAUGCCGUUCGGAACAGAAAUGAAGCUGAAUCUCUACUAUUCGUUGGACAUUCCAGUGCCGGAAGAAUUCACUCGAGAAGCAUGGCGUUUUGCAAAGAUAACGUUGAACAAGGACAGUCUCGUCGAAGAGUUUGAAAUGAAGACUGACGAGGAAGUUAGGAGAGAUAGCGAAGAAGAAUAUCAAUUGAUGGAAGGUCUUGUGAAGAAGAAAAUGGAGAAAAUUGAGAAAGAAGAAUGUGAAAAAUUGCAAGAGCAGAGAAGACAGAAUUGGCGAAAAAGGAAGGAGAAAAAACAGCAAGAAGCAGGAGCUACCAUUGCCGAAGUUACUGUUGAUGUUCUUCCGUUUCCUCCAAAGAAACGUCUCUCUACCCAGAUGUUACAAAACGAAGUGACCGCUCCUCCCUCCAAACGCCCAAGAGUCUUUUAUAGCGUAGAGGAUGACGUCAAGUUGUGGACUCAUUUGCUUUCAAAAGUCAAUAGUGAUCAUGAACUGAACCCGAAAUCCGCUAAAUUUUGGAAAGAAUUUCUAGGAGCAAAUGCAGAGAAAAUCAUGGAGCGCAAACUUGCCUACCACUAUGGCAAAAUGACGAAUAAUCUACACAAGAUGCCAUUCGAUAUGCGCAUGAAAACUGUCCUAUAUUAUGCACUGCACAUUCCCGUUGAGUCGAAAUUCCUCGAACUCUUAAAAAGCAAGACGGAUGUCACAAUCGAUGAAAAUGGGUGCAUUGUGGAGUACAACUCGUUCGAGCUCCCAGAAGAAGCCGAGCGAAUUCCUACGACGAAUCAACGAACCAACGAGCCAGUAGACUCGACAUUUAUUGAGAAUUGCCUGUACUAUUUAUCAGCCUACUAUAUAAAUGAAAUGUUGUACUCUUUUCUUCUUAUUUAG
Messenger RNA from Caenorhabditis briggsae, 1143 nucleotides. The coding region runs from base 1 to 1143 and encodes 380 amino acids. NCBI's taxonomy places the organism in Eukaryota, Metazoa, Nematoda, Chromadorea, Rhabditida, Rhabditidae. The transcript is spliced from 5 exons. The record is from RefSeq and is a predicted model, not a curated record.